This is a messenger RNA of Aureococcus anophagefferens, 1215 nucleotides long. RefSeq names its product mraW S-adenosyl-L-methionine-dependent methyltransferase-like protein (gene MT2). Bases 1 to 1215 code for a protein of 404 amino acids. Gene Ontology annotation, biological process: rRNA base methylation. The transcript has a single exon. Gene Ontology annotation, cellular component: cytoplasm. NCBI's taxonomy places the organism in Eukaryota, Pelagophyceae, Pelagomonadales, Pelagomonadaceae. The record is from RefSeq and is a predicted model, not a curated record. Gene Ontology annotation, molecular function: rRNA (cytosine-N4-)-methyltransferase activity.
AUGAGGCAUCGUUCCCCUCUGUUGCGCGCCUUCGUCUGGGCAGCCACGCGCUCCUUGGUGCGGAGCUUCUCGCACGCGCCCACGCGCAAUCUAUGCGACUCCAGCCUCCGCCUGCCGGGCCUGCGCGCCGCCGCCACAGCGGGCGACGACGCCGCGGCCGCUCGCGACGUCGCCGACGACGGCGCGGCCGCGCCUCGCGUGCGGCGCAAGCGCUACGCCGGCCGCUACCCGCGGAACUUCAGCGAAAAAUACAAGGAGCGCGCGAACGACGCGGCGACCGUCGAGCGGGUGCUGGUGAAGGGCGGCACGCCCGCGGGCACGCACGUGCCCAUCAUGGUCGCCGAGUGCCUCGAGCACCUGCGCGUCGGCGACGCCGCCGUCGCCGUCGACUGCACCCUGGGCUACGGCGGCCACUCGACGGCCCUCGUCGCGGCGCUGCCCCGCGGCGCGCGGCUCCUCGGCGUCGACCGCGACGGAGAGGAGCUCGCGAAGACGGCCGCGCGCCUCGCGGAGGCGCCGCGCGCGGCGAGCGGCGAGGUGACCCUGGAGCAGAUGCACUCAAACUACGCCGCCGUCGGCGACGAGCUGGCUCGACGGGGCCUCGCGGUCGACGCGCUCCUCGCGGACCUGGGGUGCUCGUCCAUGCAGGUCGACGACCCGGAGCGCGGAUUCACGUACAAGCGCGAGGGUCCCCUCGACAUGAGGAUGGACACGUCGCGCGGCGAGACCGCGGCGGACUGGCUCGCGCGGAGCUCGACGGCCGACGUCGCGGCCGCGUUCCGGACCGCGGCGGACUUUGGGAAGCGCGACGCGCGGGAGCUCGCCGUGGCCGCGCGGCGCGCGCCGACGCCGGCGACGACGACGGCCUUCGCGGAGCGAGUGAGGGGAGUCGCCCUCGAGGAGGAGACGGCGGACGACGACGCCGUCAAGCGCGCCAUGCAGGCCCUGCGCGUCGCCGUCAACGACGAAUUCGCGUCGCUCGACGCGCUCUUGGCGAGCCUGCCGGACGCGCUCGCGCCCGGCGGCCGCGCCGUCGUUUUGACGUUCCACUCGGGCGAGGACCGGCGCGUGAAGCAGGCGUUCAAGAAGGGCCUCGCCGCGAACGUCUACUCCGCCGUGGCGCGGCGCCCCGUCCGCGCGUCGCCCGAGGAGCGGCGCGCGAACAGCCGCUCCGGCUGCUGCAAGCUCCGGUGGUGCGUCCGCAGUAAGGAUUAA